GGGACCCCAUGACCAGCUCGGUACUCUUCUCCGAGGGGUGAGUCAACACCAUCAAGGCUCGAAGAGGGCUAGCUGAAGCUAUCCAAAACUCUGCAACUCUUUCAUUUCCCUGCAAUGGCAACAGCGGAAGGCUCGGAAGAGUCCAAGAUAUCCAUCACCCCCCUCCUCAAGCGAUUGUGGCAUGAGUCCGACGCGAAGCCUACCUCAUCCGAGAUCGCUGCUGCACUUUCACACAUCUUCACCAACAGCCUUUCAGAGGUGCAAACGGGUGCAUUGUUGACAUGCCUACAUUUCACCGACCGCGAUCGACAGGCCGAUGUCCUUUCAAAAUGCGCCGAAGCUAUGAGGAACUUCUCCGCAGGCAUUGACUUUGAUGGCCUUUCGAAGCUUAUUGCAGAGAGGGGUAGGAAGGAAGGAAGCUAUAAUGGUGGAUUGUGUGACAUAGUUGGCACAGGCGGCGACUCCCACAACACCUUCAACAUCAGCACAACCUCCUCCAUCCUCGCCUCCUCCCUCCUCAUGAUUGGCAAACACGGCAACCGUGCCAGCACCUCGCGCUCUGGCUCCGCCGACCUCCUUUCCUGCGUCCGCCCCAAACCCCCCGUAAUAACCGCCAUCACCCCCUCCACUCUCGCUGAAAUCUAUAGCCACACAAACUACGCCUUCCUGUUUGCCCCUAUCUUCCACCCCGGCGCAAGGCACGCGGCGAGUAUACGAAAACAACUCGGCUGGAGGACGAUAUUUAAUUUACUGGGUCCGUUGGCAAAUCCUCUGCAUGAGUUGAUUGAAGCCCGGGUUAUCGGCGUUGCGCGUAGGGAAAUCGGACCGGACUUUGCGGAAUCGCUACGGCAGUCUGGGGUUAAGAAAGCAAUGGUCAUCUGUGGUUAUGAGGAACUGGAUGAGCUGAGUUGCGCGGGCCCUACACACUGCUGGCGGCUCGUUGGAACAUCAUCUGGAGCUGAGUCUGAGGCUGAAGGGGGGGUCGAGAUUAAAUACUUCACCAUCUCGCCCGAAGACUUCGGCCUCCCUUGCCACGCGCUCACUGAAGUUAGCCCAGGGCAGAGUCCGGAACAAAACGCGGAGAUAUUGAUGAGGAUACUGCGAGGCGAAGUCCAGCCCGAUGAUCCGAUUCUGCGUUUCGUAUUAAUCAAUACUGCGGCGUUAUUUGUAGUCAGUGGGAUAUGCGAUGCAGAUACGAGUGAUAUGGGUCAUGGAGAUGAUGGGAAAGUGAUUAAGGAAGUUGGCCCGGGUGGUGGGAGGUGGAAAGAAGGUAUAAGGAGGGCUAGGUGGGCGAUUACGAGUGGGGCGGCUUUGAGGCAGUGGGACAGUUUUGUUGAGGUGACAAAUAGAGUUGCAUAGCAAAUUGAUGGGUGGAUUUGGAGGGAGCGUGAAAAGGAUAGACUGAUCUAGGACUCAAAAUUCAACGUGAUACCCCUUGAAAGAUUACUCCAAUCUAAUCUCGUGGGGAUUUUAC
This is a messenger RNA of Lindgomyces ingoldianus, 1474 nucleotides long. RefSeq lists its product as uncharacterized. The record is from RefSeq and is a predicted model, not a curated record. The coding region runs from base 115 to 1359 and encodes 414 amino acids. Gene Ontology annotation, cellular component: cytosol. The transcript has 2 exons. NCBI's taxonomy places the organism in Eukaryota, Fungi, Ascomycota, Dothideomycetes, Pleosporales, Lindgomycetaceae. Gene Ontology annotation, biological process: L-tryptophan biosynthetic process. Gene Ontology annotation, molecular function: anthranilate phosphoribosyltransferase activity.